AUGGCAAUCAUAAGAGCUCGUCUUUCUGCUUCUGCAGAGGCACAAGAGCUUCCAGUGCAGACUGCGAACACACUUGAUCGAAUUCCCCGUCCUUCACUCCCACUUACUGAAGACGGUCCCGGCACUCUUUCUUCCUUCGGUCCGCGACAUGACAAUGACAAGAUCAAUUACAAGCAGAUUGAAAUCCUACCCACCGCCGAUGAAAUCCUCGCUGUCAACCGCCCUGUUUACAUGCCAAAGAAAGACUUGCGUACGCACAAUUUCCUACCGAUCGGGCCUACGAGACACCUGGAUCUGCUAUUCAGACAGCUACGAUAUGACAGCACCGAGAGCAUAAGGGACAUCUGCUAUUCUGCAGCUCAGAUCGCAUUCCUUGGAACGACUCUUACAGGCCAAAGUCAAUCUGACGACACCCAAGAACAAAUUCGCCAUGAGACGGUCGCUGGCAACCGGUAUUUCCUCUACCGAGACGUUCGAGUUGAAGAGCUGCUUGCGCAUGAAGCCAAGUCGAUGCUCGUCCGUGUCAGCUAUGAUUGUCCGCCCUUCAUGAGAGGUCGAAAGAUGUACAACAGCCAUCGAUUUCAAGAAGGCAUGCUCGUGGCUCUGAUCAAGCUUGACCAUAUUACAAACCAGUUCUCUGUGGUUUUCUUAGAGGUCAACUUGUCCCAGACAACCUUUUCAAUGGACAGCUUCAAAGGGGGUGGCAGACGGGCAGCUGUACAAUUGGCUUUCCUCCCUUCGAGCAGAUAUGACGAUGUCCUACAACUAUGCCGCCAUGCACUGGGUCUUUGUCAGCAGUGUGAACUGUUCCUCGUCGAAUUCCCGAAAGUUCUCUUCGCUGGAUUCUAUAAUUGCCUCAAACGUUUACAAGAGAUGGAAGACACGGAUUUCGCAUUCCGUCAAUACGUUGCACCAGAUAUGCCAAUGGAUGAGGCGUUGCUCGCAAUGGAACGUAACCUCGCCGCUGGAGGCCCUUCGAUGAUACCAUGCCCCCCUCCAGUUUAUGCAGACUCGCCCACAUUCACUUACAACCUCGGUAAAAUCGUUCCACCCACUAGCCGGAUUGCAUCGAUGUCGCUCCAAGAUCUAUCACACGAUAUAUCUCUCACACGGCUCAAACAAGAGACAAGUUUGGAUGAUGGCCAGGUGACGGCGCUAAGAGACUGCCUGACACGAGAGUUUGCAUUGACACAAGGGCCUCCAGGUUGCGGAAAGACCUAUCUGGGCGUGCAGCUGGCCAAAACACUCCUCGAAUCGCGACCUAGGCCAAAGCCCGUACUGUUGGUAUGCCUCACGAACCACGCACUUGACAGUUUUCUAGCUGAUCUCCGUGAUGCCGGGGUUUCCUCGCUGCUUCGCAUCGGAUCUGGCAGCAAAGUUGAAUGGACAAAAUCCAUCAACAUUCAGAAUUGUAGACGCAAAGUUCGACUGCGCAAGGAGGAUUCCAUGGCGAUGGCUACUUUUAUAAAGCGGAGAAAGGAGACGUUUACCGAGCUGGAUUCGUUAUGCAAAGGACUUUCAUCCCAGUAUCACACUGGAAUUGUCUCGUGGCAGUACGUCCAAGAGAUCUUGUCCGCUCGCUAUCCCCAGAUAUACGCCCAGCUGUCAACAAACGCACCGUCUUCACAUGCAAAGGCUUUCACCUUUGAAUAUUGGUCGGGUGGAGGAGACCUGGAAAACAUCCGCAACUUACACGUCGAGCUCGCCUUGAGACUUGCAGAAGGGUCUAUGCGCCACGGCAAGUCUCCCCCCGAUGAGGUACAGGACAUCCUUUUGGACAUAAUUUACUAUGCUCGCUUGCAAAGCUCCAAGGCUGGAGAUGGCAGCAUUUGGGAUUUGAGUCUGCAAAACCGUCAGCAGCUGCUUCAGAGAUGGGAAGCUGAAGUUGAUCGAGAACACAUGGCCGUCAAAGUGGCUGACCUGCAUUUCGAGCUUGGAGAGUAUGCCCGAGAUAUUAAGCGCAUCAACAACAGUCGCGACCUCAAGAUCAUGGCAACGCAUGAUAUCAUUGGCAUGACCACAACAGCAUGUGCAGCGCGGUGGGAGCUUCUCCGUUCUAUAGAAGUCGAGACUCUCAUCUGUGAGGAAGCCGCCGAGGUCAUGGAGGCUCAUACCCUGUGCUCCUUACUCCCAACUCUCCAGCAUGCCAUCUUCAUUGGCGAUCCACUGCAACUGCGGCCGGAAGCUACCGAACCCACCCUCAGCAUUGAGAAUCGUGUCGGAACAGAUUAUCGACUGGACGAAUCAUUGCUGGAGCGUCUGAUGUUCCCCCGCGACCCCUCUGCAUGGGCGAUGCCCACAAGUCACCUGAAUGUUCAACGCCGUAUGCACCCCGAAAUUGCGGACCUUGCCCGUCUCACAUAUCCGUACCUCAAAGAUCAUGUUUCGACCCUCUCCAGGACUCCAUCCUACGGCUUCGAGCACAGAAUGUUCUGGUGGGAUCACCGAGUUCCCGAACUUGCCUGUGACGAUUUGAAAUCGCACGUUAACUUGCACGAAGUUGAGAUGGUGGCAAGCCUCGUUGAAUACCUGCUCCGCAAUGGCGCAUACUCCCAAGGUGAAAUUGCGGUCCUGACCCCGUACUCUGGCCAACUGGCCCAACUGCACGAGCGGUUAUCCAUCACAUGUGACAUAUGGCUCAGUGACAAGGACAGAGAAGCGUUACUUGACGAAGAGUUGCUUGCUCUGGGCGAAGAAGGUAGAGCAACCAAAGAUGAAGUCGCCAUCUCUGACAUGCUAAGAGUUUCCACCGUCGACAAUUUCCAAGGCGAGGAAGCAAAGAUUAUUGUGCUCAGCACUGUGCGGAGUGGAGGUCAGGCCGGUUUCCUCAAAAUCACGAACCGAAUUAACGUCGCUUGCAGCCGGGCUAGGAACGGGUUCUACAUCAUCGGUAAUUCCCAGACCCUGUCCCAAGUCCCAAUGUGGAGGCGGGUCAUCUCAACCUUCAACGAUGUGAAGCGAAAUGUCAUCCACCAGCACUCCACUCACGCUUGA
This is a messenger RNA of Capronia epimyces CBS 606.96, 2994 nucleotides long. RefSeq lists its product as uncharacterized. Gene Ontology annotation, molecular function: helicase activity. The transcript is spliced from 3 exons. Gene Ontology annotation, cellular component: nuclear RNA-directed RNA polymerase complex. The record is from RefSeq and is a predicted model, not a curated record. The coding region runs from base 1 to 2994 and encodes 997 amino acids. Gene Ontology annotation, biological process: regulatory ncRNA-mediated heterochromatin formation. NCBI's taxonomy places the organism in Eukaryota, Fungi, Ascomycota, Eurotiomycetes, Chaetothyriales, Herpotrichiellaceae.